Caenorhabditis elegans is the source of this 840-nucleotide messenger RNA. RefSeq names its product C6 domain-containing protein (gene C29E4.9). The transcript is spliced from 4 exons. The coding region runs from base 354 to 788 and encodes 144 amino acids. The record is from RefSeq and is marked reviewed. NCBI's taxonomy places the organism in Eukaryota, Metazoa, Nematoda, Chromadorea, Rhabditida, Rhabditidae.
AGACAUUGUACCCUGAAGGCAGGUAGUUCUUACACAAAAGGCAGACAGAAGUGGAGAUUGUUCAGUUUCAGCCAUAUAUAAUUUUGUAAGUCAAACAAAUUUGACAAUAAUCAGUCAUUUUAAUUUUAAAAUUAUAUAUUUUUAAAUAUAUAAAAGUAAUAAAAAGUUAAGAUUCAUGAUGUCUAAACACUUUUACUUUCAUUCAGACACCCCUAAAUUAUGAAAUUAUCCACACCGAUUAUCAUAAAUUGACCUGGAUAGUCAACAGUUUUUGUUGUAAUUUUCCGCUUUUACUCUGUCGAUCUUACUGUUUCAUUUCACUUUAUGAAUUCAUUUGAUACCAUCACAAAGUCAUGAUUUUCUUCAAAUAUUCAAUUAUAUUGUCUCUGACUUCUAUAAUUCCAUCUUUAUUUGGAUGUAUGUCUACAAGAACAGUUGGUAGUAUUCCUGCACUUCGAAAUUGUCCAUCUUGUGAUGUUUCAACACUUUCCGGCUCUUCGUUCACUCCAACUUCUACUCAAACUCCUGGAACUGCUUAUUUUCUGAGAGGUGUUGAUCCGGCCAACUGGUGUGACGUUGCACAAAUCAAUUGUAUACCGGAAGAUGGCAGCAUGCAAACUGUUGCUAUUAAUGUCAUCGUGGAUUCAGUGAGUACGUCAUUGGGAAGUGGAUGUGGAAGUGCGAAUUCAGUGGCAAAUGCUUUGCUUUGCAGUACUGGAAAUGUUUGGACUUAUAAUGGAAGAUCGGAUUUUACUGUGGAAUGUCGAGUCACAAUUGGAACUUGUUGAUAUAUAAAUCUAAUAUAUUUAUUAAUAAGUAAUAAAAUGAAUGAUAUAAAUU